CGCGCUAUCGCAGGGUCGCUGCUCAGACCCGCAGUCGAAGAGUCCAGUAUGCCCACUAACCUCGAUACUGUAAGGUCUCCAAGACCGUGUUUUCCUCUUUGUAUAAAUAAAUACUGCAGUCAUGGUGCCCUGGGUGUUCAGCGUUUGUUUUUUGGUGUUCUCAGUGAAAAUAGCAGCGUCUGAAGACCCGCCAUGCAUAAUCGAUCUGGAGUGUCCGGAAUGCAUCCCGGACAACAUGCCGCUGGUGACGUCCCACCGCGCCGUGAACGGCAGCGUGCGGGCCCAGAGCAGAGAUGAGGUGUUGCUGUCUUGCGGCGGGGGCAAGUUCCUCGCGUUCCCGCUGCGGACCACGCUCACGGCUGUGUGCGAGGCGGGCCGCUACCGGCUGCAUCACGACCACACUCUGAGGCAUUUGUUGGAGCUAGGGUGCCAGGAGAGUGUGCUGGAGGAUGUACUGCACCAGGUGGAGCACUGCCCCCCGCCGCUGCAAGGGCGAGCAUACCAGCUGCAGGUGUCGGCGGGUCGCACGCGGCACCUGGCGCUGGUGUGCUUCGACGCGGACCGCGGGCGGGCGGAACGCGCGCGGGCCGGCCGCCUCACGCUGGCGCCGCACAACGACCGCGCCGCGCCCCUCACGCUGCUCGGCAACUUCAACCACAUGUUCGACGCGCGCACGCGCCGCGACGCCGAGCGGCUCUACCGCGACCGCGCCAGCCUCAAUCGGCGUCUCCAAGAGAUCCUCAAACACGACCGCGUCUCUUUAGCCGGCCAGACUUUGACGUCGGCGAGUCUGCUCGCGCCGCACUACUUCAAAGACCAGGAGAUGCGCGCGGCCGACUUCGUCUCCAACGAGGUGGCCGUGUGGCGGAGCGUCGCCGAUGGGAAUCUGAAGCAUCUGAGGGCGGACGUGGCCCGCCUGUUGAGUUUGAACCGGGAGUUGGAAGUGCACGCGGGCACCCACGGCGUCGCGUCGCUGCGAGGGGCGGAUAAUAAACGCGUGGAGUUAUAUCUGAGCGCGGCGCGGCGGUUCCCGGUGCCGCUGUACGUGUGGACCGCGGUCGUCGACCCCGUCAGCCACGCCGGCCUGGCGCUGGUGCUCCUCAACGAUCCGUUCGUGGCCGUCAGCGAGAUCAGGGAGGCGGUGUUCUGCGACAGUAUGUGCGGGCGGGCGGCGUGGCUUCGCGAGUUGCAUCGCAACAGGCACUACGAGGUGCCGCUUUAUGGACUGGUUUUCUGCUGCGAACUGCACAACUUCACGCGCACUGUGCCGGAAUUACCGGCCGCUUUAGUUCAAAGCGUGAGACGCAACGAAGAGGGAAUGCUGCUCGGAGACUUCGCAUAAGUCUUUGAUGACUAGUUUUAGCCAUUAUCGCAAUAGCAUUGAAGAUCGUUAAUAAUAAUCUUUAUUUGUAGUCGAUCAGUACCUGUCCCUUGUGCAAGUGUACUUAGCUGUAAAUACUUUUGGGUAGUAAUAAUAUAACAUAAUGUAAGUGAAGGCGUUUAUUAAAAAAGAUAUACAGAUAUAAGAACUAUUAUUUCCCAGCUCCCUUAAUCCUUUUCGGCGAUUGCAGUUAAGUGUCUGUCG
Chilo suppressalis (striped riceborer) is the source of this 1585-nucleotide messenger RNA. NCBI's taxonomy places the organism in Eukaryota, Metazoa, Arthropoda, Insecta, Lepidoptera, Crambidae. The record is from the annotation of a GenBank genome assembly.